UUUGUUUUCACACGUGUCUCAAGAUUGUAAUCCUGUCGUAACUUGCUUCAGUUAGCAUAGUGAUAUCGAGUGGGUUAGAUCGGUCGGACCACUAUUAUGGAUGAAGAGCAUAUUGUUGGUGAUCAAGACAGAGGCAGUAGAAAACGAAAAUGGGGUGCAACAUAACGGCAGCGGCAGAAAGAAACACGAUACGAUGACCCUGAUCCCAACCUUGAUGGUUUCGAAGUCUCCUGUAAGCAUGGCAGAAAUAAAAAAACUUUCAUGUAAGGAUAUUCCUUUCGAAGAUCUAAGGCGCUGCCGACAAAAGUUUUAUUCACAAAAAGACAAGGUUAAGCAAGAUACGAAACUGUCUCAUUUAAUUGAAAUUGGAACUCCUAGGAGAAAGAAACGUUCAGACCAAAGCUUUACUAGAAACCGCAACAUUACUCUAUCCACAGAAAGAUGGCGUGAGGAUGAGGAAUUGCAAUGGCUUCGUCCUAUUUUUCCAGAGCCCCUUGAAGAGCUACAAGAGAAUAGUGAUGAAGACAAUGAUGAAGAUAAUGCCCAAGAAGUAUGUAACUGCAUCGAGGAUGAUGGUGGAGUGAAAGUUUGA
Acanthoscelides obtectus is the source of this 592-nucleotide messenger RNA. NCBI's taxonomy places the organism in Eukaryota, Metazoa, Arthropoda, Insecta, Coleoptera, Chrysomelidae. The record is from the annotation of a GenBank genome assembly.